Hevea brasiliensis (rubber tree) is the source of this 1635-nucleotide messenger RNA. RefSeq lists its product as uncharacterized. The record is from RefSeq and is a predicted model, not a curated record. The coding region runs from base 38 to 385 and encodes 115 amino acids. The transcript has 4 exons. NCBI's taxonomy places the organism in Eukaryota, Viridiplantae, Streptophyta, Magnoliopsida, Malpighiales, Euphorbiaceae.
GCUCUGCUUCUCCUUCCUUAGACAGCUGUUCAGGCUUAUGUUCAUGUUGUUGGCUUGUUCUUAUAAGAUCCAGUUCUGUUGCCAAUUUUGGUUGGGAAAGAUGGCGCCUGAACCCAAGAGGAGGAAAAUCGAGCCACCACCGCUUCGUAGGACAGUCUCUUCACCUGCAGCAAAGAAAACCAGAGAUGCAACAUCAGUUCCGGCACCCCAGACACAUAGAAUAGAUUACAGGAUCCAACAGGCAAAAAAUUUUGCAGUUGCACAAGCACAACAAGAGGGCUGCACUGGAAAUUUUAGAAUUUUUGAUUCGCCAUUUGGGAACUUUCUGGUUCCUGUUAUCCCAACUCUGACGUUUCUUCCUUUGAUGAAGGCCUCUUGUUCCUAGAAGAUGAUUCAGGUAAGGACUUACUUCCAACUUCUAUUCAGUUUUUUUAUUUAUUUAGCUUCGACUGGAGGUUGAACAGUGCCAAGCUCAUUAAUGAAUUUUGCAAAGUUGAUAGAGAGCUCUUCCUCUCAAGCCUUAUUUCUUUGGGAAUGACAGUGAGGAAUAUGGAAUCAUUGAGCAAAUUAGAAGAGAGCCACACUAUUUUGGAAUAAUUCUGUUUGCACUUAAAUUUUUAUCAUCUUUCAGUUUCACUAAUUAAGAAGGUUGAGGCAAAUAGGAAAAGCAGAACAUUAUUUUAAAUUUAAUCCUUAGAAUAUGCAUAAACUCUUGUGUGAUUAACAAAGCACUUGAAAGUCUUUGUAGAUUCUCUGCUUUGUUUGCCUGGCCAGAAAGGUGAAGAAAAUUCUUGGCUAAACUAUUUUUUAGUCUCUGUGUUUUAUCAUUAUUAACACUUUCAUUCCUCUAUUUUGAAAAAUAAAUUACAAGUCCAUGAGAUUUGGUUCUGUCAAAGAUUUUAGUCUUUCCACUUACUUUAAGUCCAUUUAGUCAUUAAUGCCUUAAAAAAGGCAAAAUACCAUCACUGAAACUAGCAACUUCAGAGAUGUUUUAAUCAGUGUUCUUGAACCUGGACAGGAUUGAUGAGUCAACUCAGGAUAUUGGACCUAAAACUGGUACGGUUUUACUUUUGAACCACUUAAGAAAGAGAACCGAGAUAAAUCGGCUGACCCUGCAUACUGCUCGGCCUGUCCAAAAUGCUAUAUCCACUCGGCUAGGUCUGUUUCUUUCAUUAUGCCAGAAACGUCAUGUUUUGGGUUUUUAUGUGGCGUUUUACUGCCCAACCUUUUUCUCUUUGCUGCUUGUUACUUCGAUUUUAGGAACCAGAGAUCCCUAACCUCUCAUUGCUGUCUAAAACCUAUUUUUUCUUCGACAUUACUUCCUCUCAAUUGUUUGAACCAAAGCUCUCUACUUACUUUUCCAAGAAGAAACACUCCUUCAUAGUUCAUACAGUAGAUUUCCUUGUCUCUCUCACUGGAUGUAUUGCUUCCUGUGGGUGUUGGAUGCGGAAGUGUGGCCUAAAUUUUGUCUCGUGGUUUUAGUUAUAGCCAUUAGGUAAGGUUUAAUUUUGUCUUUCAUUGGUUACGGUUGGAGUUCGGUUGGGUUCCGUUCUGCAGAUUUGAAUUUGUUUUUGUUGGUUUGUUUGCAGUUGCACAUAUGAAGUUGUAAAAUCAAAAGUAGUUUGUUUCUGCAUC